CCGCCAGCUCGACGCAGUCCGUUUCCCGCGUCUGCUAGCGCUAGCCUGGCCGCAGGUACCUCCGGUACUGACAUGUAAUGUUUAAGUGAUUCUUUCGAUUAUUAUUGUUUGUUUUUUGUUGAGUUGUAUAGGAAGUGUGGGAGUUGUGAAUGUAGGGUCUGUAGGGCUGUGAACGCGACCACGAUUUCGAAAAAGUUGCGAAAAAGUAGAAAUGAUGCUUCAACCUCUGCUCGCCAUUCUUCUCUUCGUCUGUGCAGGAUUAGGCGGAAGACAUCCGGAGCCAUAUUAUGGCCGUCUCAUAGGUCCCUUCAUAACAUAUGCCCAUGGAAUAAAAGGAACCGUUUAUGCCGUGGACGAAAGCACGAUUUUCAUCAAAGGGUUCACGUACGAUGGGACAGGACCCGAUGCUUUCUUCUGGAUAGGAAAUUCGCUGAGGCCCAGUCCGGAGGGCGUUAUUAUUCCAUAUCCGGAUGAUUUCGUGGGCAGGGAGCCUCCGGUAUUACGGGCUUACAACAACACGGACAUAAUCCUCAGGCUGCCGAUGGGUAAAAGAAUUAGAGAUAUCCGAUGGCUCUCCGUUUGGUGCAGACGAUUUACGGUCGAUUUCGGCGAAGUUUUCAUCCCUCCAAACUUAGAAGUACCAAAACCCAGAGUUCUUCCUGAAUUCAAGCGGCUAGCGCACGGCCUUCGCUCAGACAAUAUUAGCAUUUUAGAUGCCAAAACCUUUUACAUACCCAAUUUACACUACGACGGAGCCGGUCCCGAUGCAUAUUUCUGGGUGGGCAACGGAAGCGAACCCUCAGCUUUUGGGAUCAAGGUUCCUAACGAAAUGGGAUCUUUGGAUCCUCUGCGCGGGUACCAAGGGGAGGAUAUCGAGAUCCAGCUUCCCGGGUCUCUGACGGUCUACGACAUCGACUGGUUGGCCGUCUGGUGCGUCCAGUACAGGCACAAUUUCGGGCAUGUCCUCAUCCCGAAGGACCUGGACGUGCCGCCAGCGCUCGGCCAAACCAAAAUUUCCACGAGCACCUCAAAGCCGACGAGUCCUGCUACGAACUGUCGAGAGUUCUUAGACAAACGUUUACAAGUGCGAUGGGAGCUGAAAGGAGAUCAAGUAGAAAUAACGCUGGCUGCCAAAAUCCGUGAAGAUCAAUACGUUGCGUUUGGACUGUCGGGUGCCCCCGAUAAUUCACAAAUGGUCGGCGGCGACGUGACUGUGGCGUUUUACGACACCACCUCUCGAACUUUCAAAGCUGUGGACUACUACAUGUCCCACACCGCCCAAUGCGAUGGCAAGUCUGGCGUAUGUCCAGACGAACGAAUAGGCGGCAGAAACGACGUCACAUUAAUAUCCGGCGAUCGCAAGGACGGAGUAACGAUAAUCACGUACUCGAGGCCGCUUCAAACCAACGAAGCUGUUAACGACAGAUCUAUACCAUCUCAAGGUGAAGUCAGCGUAAUCGCAGCUUUUGGACCGCUUAAUUCCAGAAAGGAAGCGAACGCUCAUUCGAUUCGAGAUAAAACCAAGGAUAAUAACAAGAUCGAUUUCGGCGCGUUUGACGAUAACCAGUGCACGGGAAAUUUGUACGAGCUGGUGGACGAGGCUGGGCCGAAGCCGUGGCCGCCCGCCAAAAUUAUAGGUGAGAACACCUUCACGGCAAAAAUCGGGCCGACCGGCGGCAAACGAGGCUACACCGCCCUCACCAAACACCCUUCUUGGGGAAUCGCCUGGUACAUCAACGAUCUCCUCAUUCCCGAAAUAACGGUGGAAAGGGGGCAGAGUUAUACCUUCAUUGUUGAAGGAGGCAGUGACAACAGCAAUCCUGCCAGGUACCAUCCUUUCUAUAUCACGGAUUCCUCUGAAGGAGGGUUUGGGCAGAAAACUGAAGAACAGCAAAAGGAGCAGAAGGUCUUUGCUGGGGUCGAGUACGAUCGGGAUCAUUAUCCCUAUCCUACAGCCUACGGGCGGUACUGUGAAUGGGCUCACAAGAACGUCGACAAGGCUCUGGAGUCGGAAACGUUCGAAGAGUACAUGAAGACGUUGAGGUUGGAGUGUGAUCAAGGUGAACCGGGAGUUCUCAACUGGACGGUGCCCAUGGAGGCACCGGAUUUGCUCUAUUAUCAGUGUUAUACGCACAACAAUUUAGGAUGGAAAAUCCACGUAGUCAAUCCAGGAGCGUUGCCGAGCAAUGGCGAGGCACCUUCUAGAAGCGUAUCAAUCAUCGCAGUUGCAGCCAUAUGUCUUUUGACGGUUUCAGCCCUCACAAUACAUACACGUGGCCGUAUUUUCUAACGUUUUAAUGAGAAACCUGACAAUAAUUUUAUAUGAUAUUGACUGAUGAUUUCUGUGACGAGACAAUAACUUUAUCUCUCUAAAGCGUCCAUAUCAGCUAAAAAUAACGCUCUUUUGUGGUACAAUUUUUCAUAUCUGUCGAUGUGUCACGAGGUUCCUCGCAACAUUUCAACCCGAAAUCGAAAUAGUCCAGCUAAUUCUUACAUCGCACAUAUCGAGCCCAUAUCGUUUUACGUUUGGAGGCAUCAGGCAUCCACGACAAGAGGAACCAAGAAAAUUAUCGUGCAAACAUAUCAAAGACUUUGUAGAGAGAGUUUGGUUGAAAGUAGGUUAGCGACGUUGAAUUGGUUGAAUUAUGAGUAGAGUUUUUUGUGUUUUUGUUUCGUAGUAGAAAAAAGUAGAAGUCUUGAGAUGUUAAUUAUUAGAAACGUAGAUACGUAGAAAAGUCUUAACUUUAUCAAUCGGCCUGAGUGUCAUCACAGGCUGGUUAUAAACAAUGCAUAUUUCGUGUCUGAUGCCGCUCCUCGCCAAAAUAUCAGUUUGUUUCCGGAAGAGCUCAACUGAAACCGUUCCGAGGAACCUCGCUUAUUGUGACUUUAAUUUCAAUUUAUUAAAGUCAAUUUAGUACUAUACCUAAAAUAUACAAAGUAAGUGACAAUAAUGAUAUACCUAAGCUAAGAAUAUGAUGUGCACAAAAUUGACAAUAAUUUCUGAAUAUUUGUAAUAUAUAUAGUGAGCUAAUUCUAAGGCUGUUUUCGCUGACAAUAACAGUUAUUUUGUAACAUUUAUUAACAUUUUAAAUUGAUGGUGUUCACGAUAGGUAUCACACAUAUCCAUAUACGAUUUACGACAAUAAUAGUGUCUGUCUGUAUUUCAUUGAUGUUCACACGAUCAAACAGUUUAGGACAAGACAAUAAAAAGAUGGAACUAAAAGCGUCAAUUACUUAAGAUAAUGUUGCAACAAUACAGUUGAUGCUACUAAAACGUCGUUGUGUUUUAUUUAUUUAUGCAACUUGGCUUCAUUGCAUGAUGUUGGAGUGAACCGACAAUAAUGUUAUUAAAUUGUAAAUAAUCGUCUAUUCGAUUUGAAAUUUGACCGUGUGAUCUGUACUUAUAUAAAAUAUUUAGGAUACUCUGUAUCGAAUGUUGAUUUUUAUUUUAUUUCAUAUUUAUAGUUGUUAUAAAUUUUUAUAUUUUAAACAAGAUGUAGUGUUAUAUUAGAGUAGCGAAACGUUUAUAUACUGCGCAUUUAGGUGUUUUAAAUGGUACUUUCAGUGUUUUAUAUUAAAUUAUUCUCAUUAUGGUGUAGUUCGACUUUUUUAAAUGCAUCUCAUUAUACUUAAUCUGCUUGCAUCGUGGUGGUGCGAGCGGGCGUUAGUCCUUAAGUAAUUUAUGCAAUUUAAAAGAAUUCGUUUAUUCGAGUGCCUUUUGUAAUAUAUAUUUUUCACUUUGUAAAACAAUAGUUUAUUUGGACUACGGUAUUUAAAUUUCUCAUUGACUCCAUAUUUAGGUCGUCCUGUAAAUGUAUGCUAGUUAUCGAAUUUUAUUUAAUAAAUUUACUGUGAAA
This is a messenger RNA of Zophobas morio, 3857 nucleotides long. RefSeq lists its product as uncharacterized. The coding region runs from base 212 to 2290 and encodes 692 amino acids. The record is from RefSeq and is a predicted model, not a curated record. The transcript has 8 exons. NCBI's taxonomy places the organism in Eukaryota, Metazoa, Arthropoda, Insecta, Coleoptera, Tenebrionidae.